This is a messenger RNA of Styela clava, 5067 nucleotides long. RefSeq names its product limulus clotting factor C-like. Gene Ontology annotation, biological process: proteolysis. Gene Ontology annotation, molecular function: serine-type endopeptidase activity. NCBI's taxonomy places the organism in Eukaryota, Metazoa, Chordata, Ascidiacea, Stolidobranchia, Styelidae. The record is from RefSeq and is a predicted model, not a curated record.
CAUAACCGACCAGCGGUUACGUGAACCACCCUACUGCAGCAAGGAAUCCAGCAAUAUUCUCGCAAAUGAUCAUUCCCGCAUGGGAUUCGAACCUGCACAGGGAACCCACGCAGGGUAAUCAGAGAUGCGGAGGCGAGCGUAUUCCUAACACUUAUUACGAUGCUCCACAUCGCCGAGCCAUUAAUAUAAAUUAGUAUUAUUUGUUCUCCAAUCACAUCCAGCAAGAAAAAUUACUGCCGUAGACAGGACGAAUUCAAUUUAUAUAUUUUAUUUAAUUCACGAAAGACGCCAGAUUUUAGACACUGCGCGAACGAAAAAAAGCUUUCUGCGGAAACGCCACACUGAUCGCAUAUGGGGUCAUACGAUUUUCAUCAGUAUUCCUGGCCAUCAGAAAUACGCGGUCCUGAUGUAAAUAACGGAGAAAAUAGAUGUAAAACAAUUAUAGAUUUGUACACAUUAUACAGUGAAUAUUUUCAUUGUCAAGUCUAUUGCGGCUAGUUUUGCAAACAUAUAUUAUUUGGAUUAAACUGACUUUUUUAAAUAAUGAUGUCCUGCUAUUUUAAAGGAAAAGAUACGAUAAUCUCGCCUAAACGUUAUAAACAAACUGUUAAUCUAAACACCACGCACACGUCGGUAUCGGGGGCGUUGUUGAAGUUGGCUCAAUCUUGAAUGGGUGUGGCCUCUCGAAUUUUGAAACCUUUGUAUUAAAAAGUGAUACAUUCCUGGCAAAUGUAGGUGUGAUGUACAAGUAUUGCAUUGGAAAAUAUAUUCUUUUACAAAAAACAUACGGAAGCUGAUUUUACUAAAAACGUUAUGAAAUGCUCCGAGGUAAAAUCAGACAGUUGGGGAAAGGAAAUUUGCAUCUAUUAUAUAAAUAUUCUGCCCACAGUUUUGAGACAUGUUUCAAACAAAUGAUAUGAAUAAUACUUUUCUUUCUUCUUUGUGUCACGUUGUAUGCAACCGUAUACCAUAAACAUUCUAAAUAUAUCUUCUCAUAAUCCCCAAAAUAAAUAACUUUGCCUUGCCAAUACCCAAGACUUUGGAAUUUAAUGAAAAACAAGGAAUAAGAACACGCCACAAGAAGCAAUCAACAAAUUUAAGCCGUCUGGGAACUCACGAUGCAGGAGAAUCUAAUAAACAAGUUGGUGAAUCUAAUCCUGCGAUUGGUUAGUGGAUUCUUUGAAAAGCUUUCCAGUGUUGAUCAAACUCUAAUUUGAGCAAUGACUGGUCUAUAAUUAAUGGAUCCGUAGUUUGGUCGAUUUAUUGGAUUUGACUUUGAGUCACAUGCCGUAUAUACGCAUAUAACACAUAAAUCACAUAUAUUCCAUUAGUUCCAGUAUUUUUCCUUUUCCGAAACGACCUAUUCUGCGAAAAACGAAGGGUAAAUAAAUUAAUAAUAUGGUAAGCUAAUUUGGAAAUGUCAAAUAUGCUAUUCUUUCUCUACUUAAUUUCAGUUAAAGCAAUAAAAACUUCUUACGCCAAAUCUCAAUGGUAUUAUCCAAUUCAAGCGUGUGUAGGCGAAACCGUUGAACAAAUGUGGCAGCUCUCGUUGUUCUAUAUAUUUACAGAUUAUUAUCAGCGCCAGAUACCGGCGGCGAUAUAAAAAUACGUCAUGAUACCUAUUAUAAAACAAGUUACGUUUGUUCGCUUCUCAUUCUCUAGCCGCAUUUUGUGUUUUAAUUAAAAAAUUAUUUAUACCAUUUCUUAUUGGUUUAUAGUCGUAAAUUGAAGAUAAUUUCUUCUAUCCAUUUAUACGUUGGUUAGCCGCAAUUCAUAAGUUUCUGGUGUAAACCCAGUCGAAUACUUUUGUUGGGAAAAAAUACGGAUAUUUAUAACCGCUACGUCGUCGAAAUUUAUGUAAUUUCAAGUUGUGAAUCGCUGCCUGAAACUCGAUAUAUAUUUGUGUGUGGGAGUGUAAAAAGUAGGACGAUAGGUAAAAUGUGGUGGACAUGUAUUUUCAUUCUUGCUACUUCUUCGUUUAUUAAUGGACAAGACUUUUGGGGAAAUGCACCAGCAUUUAUCGAAGAUGCUGCAGAAGACGUGACCAAUAUACAAAUUCGGGAGCCUUGGAGAUCAUGGUCUCGGUGCGACAGAACUUGCGACAGCGGUAUUCAAACUCGCACACGAAGCUGUAUUACGACAUCAGGAAGACCGUGUACGGGGAGAGAGACCAGGCGUUGUUCCACGGGUGUUCCUUGUACUCCAUGGUACCCACCACUACAUGAUCAUGUUUUCGUAUCGGGAUCUCAGUGGAAUACAUGGGGCAGGUGGCAAUCUUGUUCUGUACAAUGCGGAGAGGGAAUUAAAAUUCGGCGAAGAUCGUGUCAAGGCGAAAGUUGUUUUGGACGAAAUCAAGAACAAAGACCUUGUUUUGAGAGUUUUGGUUGCUCCUUUCGAACAAUCACGACACCAACUCCUGCACUGAUGAAAUGGAGUACUUGGAGUGAAUGUUCAGUAACAUGUGGAAUCGGACAGGAAAGAAGUACUAGCGAGUGCAAAGGGGGUCGUCCAAAAUGCCCAAUGAUUCGAACACGAACGUGUGUGAUGCAAAAAUGCCCAGAAUGGGGAGAUUGGGAGAAUUGGAUGGAAUGUUCGGCCUCAUGUGGCAACGGAAUUCGAUUACGUAGGCGAUUUUGUGAAAAUAAAUUUGGUACCUGUCCUGGAAAAACAACUGAUUUAAGUCAAUGCAACGUGAAAGAUUGCAAUGAAGAUUCAGAAUGGAAUCUGUGGGGUGAAUGGACAAAGUGCACGGUUACUUGUGGUGGCGGUAUAAGAAGACGUAAAAGGACAUGCAAAGGCCGCACAGACACAUGCAAAGGAUCAAAUAGCAACAUUUCUCAUUGCAAUAUACAACGGUGCCAGACUGGCAUCAUCACUGAUUGUGCCAAUAUAGAAGUCCCUCAAAACGGAAAAAUGAUCGGAAAGAGAAAAAGAUAUAGACCGGGAAACAAGCUUCGUUUCGCAUGCUCCAAUGGGUAUACAAUCUCUGGUACGGAAGAAAUUUCAUGCCAAGCAAACGGACAAUGGACAAAAAACGUACCUAUAUGUACAAAGAACAAAGCUGUAAAAUGUAAACCGAUCAAAUCUCUUCCGAAUGGUUUCGUGACAAUGGCGAUCUCUUCUCUCAAUUCCAUUGUUAAUUUCGAGUGUGAUUAUGGAUAUAUUUUAAACGGUCCUGUCAGUAUAACAUGUAACAACAAAAAUGGAGAAUGGUCGAAGAAUCCACCAAGUUGCACAGCUAAAUCCUGCUAUAAAGCAAAACAGUUUUUGGAACAUGGAAGAAAGUGCAGAAAAUCUUGUGAUAAAAGGUCUCAAUGUAAUGGAAUAUCGAAAGAUUGUCUUUGUGAUGACGUAUGCGGGAAGUCUUGUUUCGAUCCAGAAAAAAUCCUAUGUGAGGUACCCAAACCUCCCGAAAACGGUUUUGUGCAUUUUGAUGAUCGAACAUACGGUCAUUUUGCGGAAUAUUCUUGUGAGCCAGGUUACUCGCUAUCGGGCACGGAACGAAAAAUUUGUCGUUCGGAUGGAAAAUGGUCAGGGAAUAAAACAAGAUGCCUUAAGUUUGAUACAUGCGGACAAGCGGGAGACAUCGGUUCCAUGUUUUCAACUUCAGUUGUUGGUGCAAGAGUGUUAGCAGGAAAUUCUGCGAUAGAAGGAGCAUGGCCGUGGCAGGCUAUGAUAGUACUCAACAAGGAUAAUGAUGUCACAAAGAGUCUUCCGUUACUAAAAGGUGGCGGCGCUAUCGUCAACAAUCAAUGGAUUCUCACAGCUGCUCAUAUAUUUGCUGACAUCAUAGCAAAAGGAAAAACAAACGCUGAAGAACAUCUAAUUAUUUUAGGUUUGACUGUGGUCAAAGUACAAAAUAAAUACAGCAUUUCUAAAAAUUCUCGCGUAUUCGAAUCGACUCAUUUGAUAAUACAUCCAAAGUAUAAACAUUUCAAGGACAAUUUUGACUACGAUGUGGCGAUGAUGAGAAUUGGGAAGCAGCUUGGAGUAAAAAACAACAAGUUCGUAGAAGACAAUUCAUUAACGCAUGGAAAAAUUCCAUUCUCUCUUUACAUUCGACCCAUCUGUUUGCCUUGUGCAAAAGGUGUUGGAAAAGCUUUAAAUCCAAAUAUACGUGAACAAUUUUCUGACGAUGUCUGUGGGAGAAGAAAAACUAUCAAGUCUGAACUAGCUGCUGUUAUUGGUUAUGGUACGACUUCAAAUUACUUGCUCGGUGGAGCAAAUGUUUUACAGCAAGGAACUCUUAGAAUCGCGGAAAAUAAAAUAUGUAAUGAUGCUCUAAAAGAAAUCAAUCAAUUCUGGAGGAACAAAAUUUACACAUCACGUAUGCUGUGUGCAGUAAGUGGAAAAAGAAACUCUGUAGUGGACGCUUGUUAUGGCGAUAGCGGCGGUCCGCUUGUAAAAAGGAUAACUGCUGAAGAUGGCACAGAAUACUGGACGCAGAUUGGAAUAGUUAGCUGGGGUUUUGGAUGUGGUGAAAAAUACGACGACAAUAAACAAUAUCCCGGAUAUUUUACUAAAGUUUCGUCAGUGAUGCCGUUCAUAAUUAAAACAAUGAAAGAAAUAUCAAAAUAAAACAUGAUUCAAAUAUUGCAGUACGCUAUUAUGUUUCUGCGAUACGAUAUAAUCCUUCUCUUAUACACUAUGCGUACUGUGCUCUUACGUCCUUCAUUGGUUGCCUCCUAUGUCACUAUUCUUAUUAGCGAAGUAUGGUCGAGUUUUUUGACUCCAGCAAAUAUAUGUAAAUAUUGAUAUACAAAGAAUAAUGCUGUAGCGUACUCAUGUUCUGUACCUAUAUCCUUUCCUCGACGCAAUGUUAAAUAUCGGGGGCUCCCGUUGUAUUCGCACCAAGAUGGCGCACAAUCUGCUAACCGUAACCUGGUACAAUACUAUGUUCAGGUUGUGCGCCAUCUUUGUAAGAAUACUACGGGAGCACCAAGUAUUGUACUUAUUUUGCUGCUGUUUCAUUUACUGAUUAAAAUCGAUAAUAUAUUUAUGGAAAAAUAUAAAUUAACACGGUCCUUAAUAAUUUUUAUAUAAAAAGAUUGUAUUAAAGGUCUUAUC